GGGACGGAGGGAAGGAAGGCAUGCCGUCGCAGAGCAUCCGUCGCGACGCCUGAGCGAGCCACCAUGAUGAAGACGGAACCCACUGCCAAGAGCGCCGGCUCCACGCUCAGGAGCCCAUCCCCGCACAGGAGCGCCUAUGAGGCGGGGAUGCAGGCCCUCAAGCCCGUCCCCGACAACGCCGCCAAUGGAGACGUGCAGGGCGGCCCCCGGGGUCGCAGGUACGGCUCCAACGUGCACCGCAUCAAGAACAUGUUCCAGCAGCUGCAGACCACCACGGGUGAAGCCGAGACAGAGGAGGGUGCCAAGGGAAGCGACAAAGCCGUGCGGCUCUCCCUUCCUAGGGCCGGCAGCCUCAACGAGAACGUGGACCACAGCGCGCUGCUCAAGCUCGGCUCCACCGUGUCCGAACGCGUCAGCAAGUUCGACACCAAGCCCGAGAACGGCCACCAGCGGGCUUCAUCGCCCAGCUACUCCAAGCUGCAAGAAACCCGCCGCAUUUUUGAGCAGCAGCAGCAGGAGAAGCUGCAGCAGGAGAAGCUGCAGCAGCUGCAGCAGCUGCAGCAGCAGCAACAGGAGAAGGUGCAGCAGCAGCAACAGGAGAAGGUGCAGCAGCAGCAGCAACAGGAGAAGCUGGCCACCACCAGGGUGCUGCUCAAGCCGGAUAAGGCCCCCAGCCUGCAGGAGGGCAGGCUGGACAUGAUGGCCCGCUUCAACGGCAGCACCGAGUCCCUGGACAGCCUGGACGCCAGCGAGGCCGUGUCCCCCACUGUCAGCCAACUCAGCGCCGUCUUCGAACGGGCAGCCGAGCUCCGGAACAACCUGAACCGCCUCUCGUCCACGCCGCCGCUCCCAUCCAGGGGGGUCAGCGCCAAGGUGGGCGUGUUGAACUCGAAAAUAAUCACCAAGAGGGCGAGUGCCUUGGUCUCCAGCAACCAUGGGGAUGACCAAGACGGGCCUGCGAGGAGCCUCCGCAGGGCGGCCGAGACCAUAAACGGGGGUCAAAAGGAAGAGGCGCAACAGCACAGGUCAAAGACCGUGUCUGAUGCGGGCGUGGAGGCCAAGGCAGAGCAACUUGAAGAGGCCAGCAUGGUGGCGCGCUUCAAGAACGGAGAUGCCACUUCAACGGGCCUGGAGGCAGCAGAGGAGGGCAGCCGGACGCCGAGAGACGACGGAUCGAGCCAGGAAGAGGACGAGGACGACCGCUACGAGGCCGAGUCCAGCUGCGUGGAGAUCGCAGGGCUCCCCGUGGAGGAGGAACCGCCCCCAUCGAGGAAAAUCCGCUUCAGUAUCGAGCCCAUCAAGGUGUUUGCCACCUACCCCAAUGAGGAUUACGACAGGCGCAACGAAGACGUGGACCCCAUGGCGGCGUCCGCCGAGUAUGAGCUGGAGAAGCGGGUGGAGCGGCUGGACCUGUUCCCCGUGGAGCUGGAGAAAGAUGAGGACGGCCUGGGCAUCAGCAUCAUCGGCAUGGGCGCGGGGGCCGACAUGGGCCUGGAGAAGCUCGGCAUCUUCGUCAAAACAGUUACCGAAGGGGGCGCGGCGCAUCGCGACGGCAGGAUCCAAGUGAACGAUUUGAUCGUGGAGGUGGAUGGGACCAGUUUGGUGGGAGUCACCCAGAAUUUUGCCGCCUCUGUGCUGAGGAACACCAUGGGAACCGUCAAGUUCUUCAUCGGACGCGAGAAGCCGGGAGAGCAGAGUGAGGUGGCGCAGCUCAUCCAGCAGACGCUGGAACAGGAACGCUGGCAGCGCGAGAUGCUGGAACAGCGCUACAACCAGUAUAUGGAAGAGCAUGAGGAAGGCGAGUACGGCACCGAUGAGGAUGAGGACGAAGACGUCAGUCCGCAGUACACGGGCGCCAUCGAAGUGUUCGACUUGGCGGAGAACGAGGACCUGUCGCCGCUGGAGACGGACCCGGAGAAACUGGCCCAUAAGUACAAAGAGCUCCAAAUUAAGCACGCUGUGACUCAGGCAGAAAUCCAGCAGCUGAAGAGGAAGCUCCACCACGCCGAGCAGGACAAGCAGCGCUGGCGCAUGGACAAGGCGCAGCUGGAGCAGACCCUGCAGGAGAACAAGGAGCGCAUGGAAAAGCUGGAGGGCUACUGGAUGGAGGCGCAGAGUCUGUGCCAGGCGGUGGACGAGCACCUGAAGGAGACGCAGGCGCAGUACCAGGCGCUGGAGCGCAAGUACAGCAAGGCCAAGCGGCUCAUCAAGGAAUACCAGCAGAAGGAAAUUGAGUACCUGAAGAAGGAGACACAGAGAUGUGCACAAGCAGGAGCCGAGGCCUCACUCCUCAAGGAGGAGUCGGGUCAGCUGCAGGAACAGGUGGCUGACUUGGAGUGCCGUGUGGAGGAGCUCAAAUCGGAACCUUUAUAAGAAGCCUUUUGGAGGUAGACAAAAAAAAAAAGGAGAGCACAACAAGGAGCAGCAGGGUAUCUUUUGUCUACUCUCCAUGUCGAACCCUUUUUCUUUUACACCUGGAGAGUAUUUAAUCCCGGAAUCUGGUUUCCGCCCCCCCCCAAUUGCCAAACAAAAACAAUGUCCUGUCUUUCUAGUUUGGUGACUUUUUCCAGCGUGUACAGAUGUGACUACUGUAUAGGUGUGGUUUAACAAGAGUUUUUAAUAUGUGUCAUAAUAUUUAACACAUCAUGUAAACUCAAAUUAGACGGACGAGUGUUGUAAAUUUGAUGUGAGAUUGACAACUGGGAUCAAAACAGGACUGAUUGUAAUUGUGGCGACCACCUGCUGCCUAACAGUGUUUUGUGUAUUUUAUUUAUUUUCUUUUUUACACACUUAAGACUCGUAAAUAUGAAUCCAGGCCUCCGUUUAUUCAUGACUACUAACUGGAGCAGCAAGUACCAGCAGAGGACAUUUUAAGGUCUGGAACCAGCAGCUGCAGCAUGAGGAGGAAUAGGGAAGAAAAAAAAAAAA
Messenger RNA from Syngnathus acus (greater pipefish), 2928 nucleotides. RefSeq names its product neurabin-2-like. Gene Ontology annotation, molecular function: actin filament binding. Gene Ontology annotation, cellular component: actin cytoskeleton; cytoplasm; postsynaptic density. The record is from RefSeq and is a predicted model, not a curated record. The transcript has 10 exons. The coding region runs from base 64 to 2373 and encodes 769 amino acids. Lineage: Eukaryota; Metazoa; Chordata; Actinopteri; Syngnathiformes; Syngnathidae. Gene Ontology annotation, biological process: neuron projection development; actin filament organization; calcium-mediated signaling.